Emys orbicularis (European pond turtle) is the source of this 2504-nucleotide messenger RNA. It is a transcript of the gene IFT80, whose product is annotated as intraflagellar transport 80. The transcript has 20 exons. Gene Ontology annotation, biological process: cilium assembly. Gene Ontology annotation, molecular function: protein binding. NCBI's taxonomy places the organism in Eukaryota, Metazoa, Chordata, Testudines, Emydidae. Gene Ontology annotation, cellular component: intraciliary transport particle B; centrosome; cilium. The coding region runs from base 168 to 2504 and encodes 778 amino acids. The record is from RefSeq and is a predicted model, not a curated record.
GGGAAAUGUCGCGGGAAGUAGCUAUAGAGACAGAGCAGCUUCCUUGCAACGUUUGCUAACAGAGCGGAGAGGACUGAGAGAUUACUGUAACCUAUCCAGUGAAGAAACCAUCUUUUAUACUUUUUAAUGUUUCAUCUGGACUAGCAAAACCAAGAAAUUUAGAAAGAAUGAGGCUGAAGACGUCACACUUAAAGGAACCAAAACAUAAAGAAUUGGUUAGCUGUGUGGGCUGGACUACAGCUGAUGAGCUAUAUUCAUGUAGUGAUGAUCACCACAUCAUAAAAUGGAACUUGUUAACUAGUGAGACAACUCAAGUAGUGAAGCUUCCUGAUGAUAUCUACCCCAUAGAUCUUCAUUGGUUUCCCAAAAAUAUAGGUGGAAAGAAGCAAUCCCAUGCUGAGAGUUUUGUACUCACAAGCUCUGACGGCAAGUUCCAUUUGAUUUCAAAGACAGGAAGAGUGGAAAAAAGUGUAGAGGCUCACUGUGGAGCUGUACUUGCAGGAAGAUGGAAUUAUGAAGGAACAGCAUUGGUUACAGUUGGUGAAGAUGGACAAAUAAAAAUCUGGUCUAAAAGUGGAAUGCUAAGAUCCACUUUAGCACAGCAAGGAACACCAGUUUACUCAGUAGCAUGGGGCCCCGAUUCAGAAAAGGUUCUCUAUACAUCAGGGAAGCAGCUGAUUAUUAAACCUCUUCAACCAAAUGCUAAAGUUUUACAGUGGAAAGCCCAUGAUGGAGUUAUUUUAAAACUUGAUUGGAACUCAGUCAAUGACCUUAUCCUGUCUGCUGGUGAAGACUGUAAAUAUAAGGUGUGGGAUAGUUAUGGUCGUCUACUGUACAGCUCUCAGCCUCAUGAUUAUCCUAUAACAUCUGUUGCCUGGGCUCCGGAUGGAGAAUUAUUUGCUGUGGGGUCUUUUCAUACUUUGCGCCUAUGUGAUAAAACUGGGUGGUCAUAUGCUUUAGAGAAACCAAAUACUGGCAGUAUAUUUAAUAUUGCUUGGUCUAUUGAUGGUACUCAAAUAGCAGGAGCUUGUGGAAAUGGACAUGUGAUUUUUGCCCAUGUCGUGGAGCAACGAUGGGAGUGGAAGAACUUUGAAAUAACGUUAACUAAAAGAAGAACUAUGGAGGUCCGUAAUGUUAUUAAUGAUGCAGUGGAUUUACUUGAAUUCCGUGACAGAGUCAUUAAGGCCUCUUUGAACUAUGGGCAUUUAGUUGUUUCAACUUCUCUUCAGUGUUAUGUGUUUUCUACAAAGAACUGGAACACACCGCUUAUCUUUGACCUCAAAGAAGGAACGGUUAGUUUAAUUCUACAAGCAGAAAGGCAUUUUCUUCUUAUAGAUGGUGGAGGGAUCUAUUUAUAUUCCUAUGAAGGACGAUUAAUUUCAUCUCCAAAAUUUCCAGGAAUGAGGACAGAUGUAUUAAAUGCCCAAACUGUAUCUUUGAGUAAUGAUACUCUUGCAAUAAAAGACAAAGCUGAUGAAAAAGUUAUCUACCUGUUUGAAGCAUUAUCUGGGAAGCCAUUAGGCGAUGGGAAGCCUCUUACCCACAAGACAGAGAUCACCGAAAUUGCCCUUGAUCAGAAGGGACUUACAAAUGAAAGAAAAAUUGUUUUUAUUGAUAAAAACAGAGAUCUUUACAUUACUUCUGUGAAGAGAUUUGGGAAAGAACAGAAAAUUAUCAAAAUUGGAACAAUGGCACACACUUUGGCUUGGAAUGACACAUCCAACAUACUUUGUGGACUCCAAGAUACACGUUUUACAGUCUGGUACUAUCCCAAUACAGUUUAUGUAGAUAAAGAUCUCCUGCCAAAAACACUGUAUGAAAAAGAUGCAAGCGAAUUUAGCAAAAAUCCCCAGAUAGUACGUUUUGUGGGAAAUCAAGUAACGAUCAGAAGAGCUGAUGGCUCACUUAUUCAUCUCAAUAUAUCACCUUAUCCAGCUAUUCUUCAUGAGUAUGUUAGCAGUUCAAAAUGGGAAGAUGCAGUCAGAUUGUGUCGCUUUGUUAAGGAUCAAACCAUGUGGGCAUGCUUAGCUGCUAUGGCAGUUGCUAAUAAGGACAUGACAACAGCAGAAAUAGCCUACGCAUCAAUCGGUGAUAUUGACAAAGUUCAGUACAUCAAUUCUAUCAAAGAACUUCCAUCAAAAGAAUCAAGAAUGGCUCAUAUACUGCUGUUCAGUGGAAAUAUACAAGAUGCUGAAAUGCUUCUUCUUCAAGCAGGCCUUAUUUAUCAAGCUAUUCAAGUCAACAUUAACCUUUAUAAUUGGGAUAGGGCACUGGAACUAGCAGUGAAGCACAAGACACAUGUUGACACAGUUUUGGGUUAUCGACAAAAGUUCCUGGAGGACUUUGGUAAAAAAGAAACCAAUAAGCGAUUUUUGCAGUAUGCAGAAGGUUUGGAAGUUGAUUGGGACAAAAUCAAGGCCAAAAUAGAGAUGGAAAUUGCUAAAGAAAGAGAACGAGCUGCAGCCACUCCAGCAGUCAGAACCAGUGUAACUGUACAGCGCUAA